This is a messenger RNA of Penicillium expansum, 501 nucleotides long. Its product is annotated as putative GPI anchored protein. The record is from RefSeq and is a predicted model, not a curated record. NCBI's taxonomy places the organism in Eukaryota, Fungi, Ascomycota, Eurotiomycetes, Eurotiales, Aspergillaceae. Bases 1 to 501 code for a protein of 166 amino acids. The transcript has a single exon.
AUGAAGUUCACUCUGAUCUCCUCUGCCCUCUUCCUGGCCACCACUGCCAUGGCCUCCCCAGAUGGUAUUGAUGUGAACUCAAUCGUCUCCGACAUUGAAGGUAUCUACUCAACUGCCGUCAGCGGCGGCCAAUCUAUCGGAUCCGAAAUCGCCUCCAAGGCCACCUCUUUCGCCGAAGCCGUGAGCACCGGCGGAGCCGCCGCCAUCUCAUCCAUCGAAAGCGAAGCUUCUGCCGCUGCCAGCGAAGGCCGCUCUAUCGGUUCUGAAAUCACCAGCCGGAUUGCCACUGCUGUUUCUGCUCAGACUACUCUUACCGACUCUGCCGGCUCCGCCACCGCUACCGAGUCCACUACUAUCACUAGCGCAAUCUCCACCACGUCUCCGUCCGGUACUUCCGGCUCUUCCUCCACCUCUGACAAUGCCGCCUUCGCUCGUCCCACUGCUGUCGGUGCUUUUGCUGCUGGUAUGGCCGGUGUCCUCGGCCUCAUGGUUGCACUGUAA